AUGGCCCUCGUGAAGGAAAAUGCGGACCUGAAGGAGCGGGUGGAAAAACUAGAACUCGGACUCAUCCAGCUCUCUGGAGAGAGAGACAUGAUAAGAAAGUCCAUCAAACCAAAUGACCAUCAGACAGCAGUGGCCAAGACCCAGCACCAGAAGAACGAUGUUAGCAUGCUGUCCGAGGCCGAGGAGGGGAUGAAGGUGAAGCUGCUGGAGCUGCAGGGCCCAGUGAUGCAGCUUAUGAUCGGCCACGAGGUCCAGCGCCCUGCUAAUGAUUCCACUCCAGGGGCCCCAGCCCCCCAGGAGCCUGGUGCUGCUGACAAGGAUGAAUUUUAUGAGAUGAGCCCGGACGAUGACAGCGACAGCCUGGAGCCUGCAGGAGGGAGGGUACACCACACCCCACUGCACAGCAGAUUGCUCACGGCUGUGUGAGCUGCGGGAUGGCCAGCAACACCGACC
This is a messenger RNA of Cebus imitator (Panamanian white-faced capuchin), 453 nucleotides long. Its product is annotated as golgin subfamily A member 6C-like. Gene Ontology annotation, cellular component: Golgi apparatus; Golgi cisterna membrane; Golgi cis cisterna. The transcript is spliced from 4 exons. The record is from RefSeq and is a predicted model, not a curated record. The coding region runs from base 1 to 426 and encodes 141 amino acids. Gene Ontology annotation, biological process: Golgi organization; spindle assembly. Lineage: Eukaryota; Metazoa; Chordata; Mammalia; Primates; Cebidae.